Messenger RNA from Talaromyces atroroseus, 537 nucleotides. RefSeq lists its product as hypothetical. Gene Ontology annotation, biological process: mycotoxin biosynthetic process. Lineage: Eukaryota; Fungi; Ascomycota; Eurotiomycetes; Eurotiales; Trichocomaceae. The record is from RefSeq and is a predicted model, not a curated record. The coding region runs from base 1 to 537 and encodes 178 amino acids. The transcript has 5 exons.
AUGGAAUCAGGUACUGCGACUUCAGUUAUAUCAAUGAGAAAGCAACGUUUCACUGGCGAUCUACAUUUUCAUGCUAACGGCAGCUCGUAUCUGAUCACGGAGCCAGGACAUCUUCAAUACGUGGGAAACCCAAGCCCCGAGAUUGAUAAAAAUUGGCAUGAUAUGAUCAACGAAUCAGAAGCCAAACAAGCUUGGAGCGACAACUUUGACGGUUAUUUUGAUGUAAUUGAAGGUGAAAGGUGGUAUGUUGGGGGUCUUGAUAUUCUGCACACUUUGCACUGUUUGAACACCCUUCGAAUGCAUCUUGACCCGGAAUAUUACUCUGAGCACAUGUCUCAUCGUCCAAGCCAGAACCAUAACUACCACUGCAUUGACCAGAUCCGUCAAUAUCUCAUGUGCUAUGGCGACCUCACACCAGUUUCGACGCGCUGGCAUGAUGGAAAAGGAAGAAUCUAUGUUCAGUCUGACAUGAACCACACUUGCCGCAAUUUCGACGGUGUUCUAGAAUGGGUAAGAGGUCGCAAGAUCGUCUACUAG